GUGAAUCAAAAACAACUUUGUAAUGAUUUGUGCUAAUUUAAUACAUUUAAUUAUCAAUACAAUUGCUGUCAAUAAACGAUAACCUCAUUAUCUAAAAGAGAUAAUUAUGCACAGAGAACAGAUAGUAUUAAUGCAACAGUAUUUAAUAGACAAAAAAUUAUGGCUAAGUUAAAUAAGUCAUUUAUCUGGGGCACCUUGUUUGCCUCUUUAACAUGGACUGUCAGCCUCUACCUGUACUGGGGCUUAAAUUCCACUGCCGAAACACAACAGUCAACUUCGAUCUCUUAUUCACCAGUACCUGCAAAGUUUAUUGGGAAACAAAGACCGUAUUCGAGUAACGAUGUGUUAGCUCAAAAUAAAAAUGAUGUAUCAAGAAAAGCAUUGAAAUGGGAGAAGUAUGCGAAGUCUAAAUAUAUGUUGGAGGAACGUAGUAUGAAUAAGUAUGAUGUUUUGAAGAAACCCAAAAUGUCGGAGGAUAUGGAUAAGAAAUUGUAUAAUCCGAAUAAAGUUAGUGAUAAAUUGUUGAAGGAGUUGCAGCCGAUUGUAGUUUUACCAGAAUUUGAUGAACCAGGAAUGGUGCACACCAUAGAUGAGCAGAUAUUAAAAGAAGAAGGCUACAAAAAUCAUGCAUUUAAUGUUUUGGUUAGCAAGAAAAUCGGCUUGGAAAGAAAUGUACCUGAUACCAGACAUGAAUUGUGUGAAAAGCAAGUUUAUGAUUCCAAUUUACCGAAAGCAUCAAUUGUAAUUUGUUUUUACAAUGAGGAUUUAACGACUUUGCUAAGAUCGGUUUAUUCAGUUUUUCAAAAGACUCCCGAGCAUCUCAUUCAUGAAGUGAUACUUGUAGAUGACUAUAGCGAUAGGUGUGAUGAAUUGGGGGAGAAGUUGGAGAGUGAUUUGCGGUUUAUGUUUGAAGACUCUAAAGGUACUUUGAAACCCGAAUGGUACAAAAAAGUACACAUUUUAAGAAUGCGCAAUCGAGAAGGACUCAUCCGUGCAAGAGUUUUAGGCGCUAGAAAUGCAACGGGCGAUGUAUUAGUAUUCCUAGAUAGCCAUAUCGAAGUGAACAAAGAAUGGCUUCAACCUUUACUCCAACGUAUUAAACAAAAUGAAACCACAGUUGUGAUGCCGGUUAUUGAUAUUAUUAAUGCGGAUACAUUUAACUACACACCAAGUCCUCUUGUUCGGGGAGGUUUUAAUUGGGGACUUCAUUUUAAAUGGGACAACUUACCUAAAGGAACGUUAUCUCAAGAUGUAGAUUUUAUUAAACCGAUCCGAUCUCCAACAAUGGCUGGGGGAUUAUUUGCAAUUAACAAAGACUAUUUUACGCAUUUAGGAGAGUAUGACAUGGGUAUGGACAUAUGGGGCGGUGAAAACUUAGAAAUAUCUUUCAGGAUUUGGAUGUGCGGUGGCUCUUUGGAAUUGAUUCCUUGUUCGAGAGUUGGUCACGUGUUUAGGAAAAGGCGUCCUUAUGGAUCACCCGGAGGCACAGAUUCUAUGUUGAAGAAUUCUUUGCGAGUGGCUCAUGUCUGGAUGGAUGAUUAUAAGGAUUAUUUCCUGAAGCAGCACAACCAAGCUAAAUAUGUAUCCUACGGCAAUGUCCAGCCAAGAAUAAAGCUACGAAAGGAAUUGGGAUGCAAAUCAUUCAAAUGGUAUUUAGAAAAUAUUUAUCCAGAGCUGAAUUUACCAGGAGAAAAGUCCACUGGUAAAUCUGAUGGAGAGAUCAAAUUUCAACCAUGGCAUUCAAGGAAACGUGAUUACGUAGGCAACUAUCAAAUACGUUUACAAAACACUUCGUAUUGCCUACAAAGUUCUGAAAGAACAGGCGGUCAGAAGGAAAUUCUAAAACGAGGCAUGCACUUGACGGUCCAGCCUUGUAUAAGAGUCAAACAUCAGAUGUGGUACGAGACUUCAAAGUCCGAGCUGGUCCUAGCCCAGCUGCUAUGUCUCGAAGCCUCUCUCGGAAGUUCAGCAUCAGGAAUCGGAGCAGCCAAAUCAAGGCCAAUUUUGGGAAAAUGCCACGAAAUGGGAGGCGACCAGGAAUGGAAACACAAACGUGAGAACGAUACUCCAAUUUAUAACCUGGCUUCAGGAACGUGUCUUGGUGUUAAGAGACUGCCCACGAUGGAUUCUUUGGCUGGGGCUGUCGUGGAAAUGGUUUUGUGUUCAGCUAGUGGCGACGAGUAUAAUUUGAGAUGGGAUUUGGUAAAGUGAUAGUAAAGUAAGUGUGGUUCGAAUGUAGGUUUAAAGCUUUCCCAGUAAACCACAAAACGUAAUUAAAACGUUAAUAUAACGUAACAGAUGUACAUCAAACAUAGCGAUUACGUAACCUAGGAGGCUCAAUUGAGUACAUAGCAUACUUGGUUUAUUAUUGAUAGAUAAAUUUGUAGCAUAGGGA
This is a messenger RNA of Ctenocephalides felis (cat flea), 2395 nucleotides long. It is a transcript of the gene Pgant35A, whose product is annotated as polypeptide N-acetylgalactosaminyltransferase 35A. The coding region runs from base 160 to 2211 and encodes 683 amino acids. Gene Ontology annotation, molecular function: Notch binding. Gene Ontology annotation, biological process: regulation of Notch signaling pathway. The transcript has 11 exons. Gene Ontology annotation, cellular component: Golgi apparatus. The record is from RefSeq and is a predicted model, not a curated record. NCBI's taxonomy places the organism in Eukaryota, Metazoa, Arthropoda, Insecta, Siphonaptera, Pulicidae.